GGACGACUGUAGAGAAAUUCUGUUUGAUACAGGAUGUCAAAGAAACUGGUCUAUAAUUUCCAGGGAUAGACUUAUCUCCUUUUUUAAAUAUACAAGUAACGUUUGCCUUUUUCCAAUCGCUUGGUACGUCUCCCGUAGACAUCGACUUCACAAACAAGUCAUACAAUGACAAACACCACCAUGUCUGCUACCUUGGCAAGACUGCAGUACCUGGAUUUCCCUGAGUGCUCUCAGGAGGCCCUAAUUUUCCUGGUUAAACAUUUUUCUUCUGAGGCCCGUCAUGGGGUUCCAGGCAGGACCUCCCCAGGGGAGAAACUGGCAAUCGAUGUGGCUCAAGAGUUCAUAGUUGAGCUUUAUAAACGAAAGUACCACAGAAAAAUGAAGCUGAAUGCAGUGCAUGAGCUACAGCUACUGGAGAUGGUGUGUCGGACCUUACAGGAGUGUCCAGAGCAAGCCUGCUACAAGGCUUUUACGGCCAUAUUCGGGGGACACAUCGAAGCAGCUAAGAUCACCCUGAUGACUAAGCUUGUCUCGAUGGCAAUAUCAGUGUCUUGUGGGCCGGUUCUCCGCUGUGUGGCGUUGUGGAUGCAGGAGCAAGGUAGCCAGAGCCAGUGUGUUUGUGACGUUGCACAGCAGGUUGUAGAGGAUUAUGGGCAACUAUACCCCGGGCUUGGUCCUGCUUUCCGGGCUCUCCCUAGUGUCUCCUCCCUCUUCACAUGUAACUUUGUCACUGCUAUCACAACCAUAUACACAUACACAGAUGUAAGCAAGACCCCACCCAAGGAGCUCUUGGAAUGCAUCGUAGACUGGAUCUCAUCAGAUCCCUGUUUGUGCUCAGACUCUGUUAGACUUGUUCGGAUUCAGGCCAACUUUACCUGUCCUUUAGGUGGACUCAUCCGCUGGUGCAUUCUGGGACCUAUAGUCACAUCAAUGGCAGGAGAGUCCAAUAGUUCAGUCCAGGGGGGAACAAGUGCUGCCAAAGAUUUAAAACAAACAAACACACAAGAUUCAAAACUAAUGAGUCUCUUCUCAAAAUUACACCUUGGAGUAUUGUUAUGUUUGCAAGCAUAUCAGAGCAUGGAGUUAAAUGAACAAUUGUUUUCUUAUGGAGAUAUAUUCAUCGUGUCCAAGACAUUGUCCUCAUAUUACCGAGGCGGACAAUGCAGGGAAGAACUGAUUGAUGCAAUCAACACAGCUGUCGAUCGACUUGCGCAAAUUAUUCAAAUGGCCCUCGCUACUAAAUCCCUUUCAGACAAGUUUGAUUUCCUUCAAGUCAGGGAAGGUCUACCUCCGAACCGAUUGCUUGACAUGAUGUUGUCCAUGAAAUAUGCAACUCAACGAACAGAAGCCAUGGAUCUCUCGUGAUACAUGAUGUUACACAAAUUGUUAAUGAUUGGUGCAUUUAAACUGUAAAGGACUUCAUUCAUAGAAUAAAUGGCAGCAGAAGA
Molecule: messenger RNA, 1448 nt
Organism: Mya arenaria
Lineage: Eukaryota; Metazoa; Mollusca; Bivalvia; Myida; Myidae
Product: integrator complex subunit 15-like
Exons: 8
Coding region: 166-1365 (399 amino acids)
Source: RefSeq, a predicted model, not a curated record